CCUCAAACUUCUUGGUUUCUUCGGWUGUAAUCUAGUUCCAUGAUUACAGAAGAGAUCAGCUUCCAAAGAGCACGAAGAGGAGGAGGACUUGAAAUUUGUUACCUAAUCGCUUUCUUCUUCCGUGGGAAUGGCAGGGGGAAGGAACGGAAACUGGAUUUGAGCGGGACGAACAGGAGCUUGCAAAUGAUUGCGCCUCACAAAUGAAAUUUCUCUAAUGCCAGGAGGUCCAUUUUCUUCUACUGCAUGCUGAUUAUUUGCAGCAGAUGCUCCCUCUUCAUUUGUUACUUGUUCGUCUUCUGCCGCCAAGAGGGCCUCGAGAUCUGCUAUCCCCUCUUGCCAAAAUGCUAUUUCUCUGUCAACCUUUAUGGCCGUCUCGACCGCCGUCUCGCGCUCUUUCCUCUUCAGUUCUGACCGCAUGUUCCCCCCUCGUUCCCUAUUGCUGUUGUUAGAUGACGAGGAAUCUACAUCCUCGCCAUCWCGACGCGCUUGUCUCCAGACGCUCUGCAUGGUUUCGAAUUGAUCACGAAGAUCCUUCGACAAUAUUGAGCCAUUGUUUCUAGGUUCCCAUCUGCCUGAAGCCGAUUCCAACUCCWGCUGCUGUUCCACGCAGUGGUUACUACAUUUUGUACCACUGCUCGUAUCUUCGAUUGGAAUGACCAACUGCAUGUCUCACUCAAGUUCCUUUCCUAUAUGCGACUAGCAUAAUCGUAUCAUUGAAGGAAAUAUUGAGACGAAAAAUAUCUAUGUGAGCAAAUUAAUUGUGACUUCUAAAGUCGACCACGUUCUUUAUUUUCGUUCUUCAAAUCUUCUCUGGAAAAGAUCGAACAAUCUCGACRCCAAAGUCUCAAGUGUGGCAUCCAUCAGCUGCUCAAACGACCACCAAWAACUUCUUUUGGACUCGAUAACAUCUUGUUGGGGAGAUUUCACCGGAUUGAAGGUGAAGUUUCACAAACAGCACGACGUACGCGCCCAAAAAUGUUCAAGUUUGAACCAAAGAUCCAUUUCGGACACGCACUAUGCCACUUCGGCUAACAGAAAUCUUCCGCGUGUAAUAAAUAUAAAUUAAACUCACCCUGCUCGAACGCGCGCCGUUUUGUGCGCGUUUGACACCUUUUUUCUGUGAUAAACUGCGGCAGAUUGCUUUGUUUCCCAAAAGGUKUGCGGUGUGUACAAGAGAUAUUGGUCCGUUGUCCCUCGAUCCGCGAUGGGUCCGUUUGCACCGAUACAACGCUACAGUAUGAUGAUUGUCUGAGGUGAAGUCACGACGUCUUGUUGUSGUAUGUGAUCUCUAUGCAAAAAUGAUGUAAAACGGCAACGCAAACGCUACUUAUCUCCUGCACAUUACACAGGAGGCGCGAUCUGGCCGAUACAAACAAAUAAGCAAAGACACUACGUACUCCUCGUCCUUUCCAUGAAAGGAAGACGACAACUACUUUUUGUGUGAAUAGAAAGUGGCUUGAUGGGUGACGAAAGGAUUGGAGUUUUUAGUGUUUCGCACUCGACACGAGACAGAAUGUAGGAUUCUUGUUUUGAAUCAGAGAGAACCAAUCAAAAAGAAAUGACGAGUUCUGACGUCUUUGAGCCAAUAAGAAUACACUUAUAUUCACUGACGUAGUGAUUGGCCAGUUCCAAUGUUUUAAAAAAUUUGAACCAAAGAAUUACGAUCUGAACCAUAAUACAUCUGACGUAUUUUAGCCAAUCAAAACGUAAGAAAAAAUCUGACGCAGUGACCAAAAGGAACCAUUCGACAAAAAAAUGAUGAGUCGAAAUAGUCGAAGGUGUAARAAAUCGUCAAGACGUACAGGUACGAAAAAGAACCGUACGAGUACAGGUACGACUCAUACCGAUGCACAGAUUUUGACUGAAAAGAAAAGUGUACCGUACGUUCGAAUAGGGGURAGAAGAAGGUUGGAAGCCAACUCUGGUAGAAGUGCUAUCGAAAAGCGAAAAGGGCAAUCGUUACCAUCGUCUUUUUUCUUAGUCACGUAUUCCUUCUUUUCUAUGGUAUCUAUUAGCCAGCAUCCAGACCAACUCUGUGACAACACAGUUUGUCACGGAUGACUACCGAAGAUAAMACUCUUGUAAGAGGAUCGMUGCUUAUUUUUCGGAUGCCUCUCGCCGCAUCAUUUUUGGCACAUUUAUUGCAGGACUAUGUGAAGGCGAUGCGAAGCAAAUGCGGGAUACCGCCAACGACGGAUAACGAUAAUUCUUUGCCUUUAGCUCUCUCGAGAGAUGAGAGGUCUUCCGACGACCGGUUUGAUCAAGUCAAGGAAUCCAUUGCCAACCUCCUAGUAUCUCCAACGAUUUGCAGAAAGCYUUUGUAGUGUCAGCUAGUGUAGACCUUGUUUUCUUUUGYGUCGUAGGAUUCCCCCAACUAAGAACAUAUACCUCAAUUCCAUGCCAACGCACAUUAUGACUCCCUCGUUGUCAGAUAUGAUCGUCUUAUCACUUCUGGUUACAGAGACUUCCAACCUCACAUAAGCAUCGCCUUUCGGCGGGGCAUAGCGCUUCUCAAUUUGUAUGGAUACUAAGACUGACCCGUUCAUCUCUGUUUCUCGCAAGAAAGGUGAGAGCAUGUUCCAAUAAUAUAUCAAUCUUCCAACAUAGACCUCCAUGUACGAGAAACAAGUGACUCGUUCUUGAUUCCGACCAUGAUGAUUCGUUUUUUCUUUCCUCGAGCAAUGAGUGGGAUCAGUGACAACAGAAUGAUUGAGAAAAAAAGAGAGGAAUUGAUGACUUGUUGCGAAUGUACUCAUGGAACAAAAAGAGUACGAGAGAUUGUCCCUGCUUUAUGAUUUAUUCGUCUGCCGUCAAAAUCACGAGAUUGUCGUUUAGUAUCUGAUAUCCGAUGGUGGAGGAAUCGGCUGUUGGUGUUCUUGUUGAUACGGGAGCUAGAAUCAGCGUGUGACAAAAGGGUAAUUGCUGUGGUGACGAUCCAUUUGGAGCACUGAAGCGGAUGCUCACACCAGUAAUGAGAACAAGGACGCCAUUCCCUACCGUCAGUUGUUCCUGGACUCCUUUGAUGCGCAUCUCGGUUCCGGAAAAGGUAUUGAGCUGCAUCAAGCGAUCUUGCUGGUUUGUGCAAAAGGCAUGGGCACCCCCCACCGUCACCGCCUUACAWACUUUCGCUACGUCAGCACCACUCCUUUCACCACCAUUCUGAUAAUAAUACGCAUCGAGUUCUCGAACCAAGCCGUUMCGGAGCGACAAAUAGUAUGUUUCGGUUACAAAUUUUCCAAUGGACAUUCCUGGUGGAGCGUUGGGUGGAAGAACGAAGCACGGCCCGAUAGCCAUCGGUGGUUGUUGCGGUGGGAUAGCUUUUGGAGCCCUGAUACUGUCCUGGUUGAGAUCGUGAAUAUUCUGCAAUCCUGGUGGUGGUGGUGGUGGUGGUGUAAGAGAAUGCUGUGCACCGUGGUGCAAAUGUUGUUGAGGAUGGUGUCCAUUUUGAGAAGGAAGGGGCGGCUGUGAAGAUGUCGAGUUUGACGUUGCCGGUGAUAGCGAUGAUGAGUGCCCAUUUGCCGCUUUGCAAUUAUUCUCUGCCAAGUGUUCGUUGUUUUUAGAUGGCAAACCUGGCGGGGCCAGUUUCAGUGGCGACGUCCUAGGCGGCGGAUUCCCAAAUCCGGGUGGACUUAGAGCACCCCUUCUGCCGCCCCUUUCCUCGAUAGUUUUUGACGACGAAGGAUUCAAACCGUCACUGGCAACAAUUGCAACAUCUGGGUUGGAAUUAUUUCCGUUGUUCUUUUCAUUCGUUCCAGUCGGCUGACAUUGUUUUUGAUUUUCGUGUUGCUUGUCCUUUCCAUUCGCUUCGGGAGGAAGACCCUCCGCAUUCGAAUUUAAAUCGUCUUUACCACCGCCUCCCGCAUGAGUGCUCAAAUCUAUUGAUCCGGCCCCACUGCUAUUCAUUGACUCCAUGGAUGAAGCUCUUCGAUAGGCUCGCUGUUUGUUUUUGAGCUUUUUGAGCUCUUUCUUCUUUUCUCGGAACAAUUCCAGGACCCGGCGCUUGUCCUGCUCCCCAAAUUUUGGGGCGGUGUCGAUGUUGUCGGGGAGUUUCCACAGGACCUUUUUCUUUUUAUUCUUUCGCGGAGGCAGCACUGUCGAGUCGACCCUGAGCGUCAUGAUCGGCAUGUCAACUCCCUCGCGGUGUAUAUCAACUUCCCAUGUCGGCAGCUUGAGAUCUCGUACCGGGCGUGGAUCCGAAAGAAAAUGCCGAUCUUCCAAAGUCGAAGUAGAAUGGGAGUUGCCAUUGUGUUUAUUGUUAUCGUUGGAGUUACGCAUGAUGUAUGGAAGGGAGUUUGAUGACUAAGACAAAACUAGUUGGCGAGAGGGAUGGGCUGCAAUAAUAAUGUCGGACAACAAGAGGUUUGAUGGGUGAUAAAACCGCAAGUGAUGAUCUGAGUUGAGAAGAAAUUUUCACUCCCCCUACCGGUACUCGUACGAAGCCGCUCGGUAAGGUUUCGAACUAAGUACUACGGAUACGAGUACUUCGUAGAGUAGAUUGUACCCCUUUGGACCAUCAUAAAUAUGUUGUGCUUUUGGCGUCAAACUGUUGGACGAAAGGGRUCUGGGAGCAUUGCGCACCACCAGCUUGUGGACGCGCAUUGGCACCAUUCAUUAUGGAAACAGACAGAUACGACUACCGGUUGCGUACGAACUACGGUAGGAUUGUACGAGUGAUAGGUCCGUACUCGUACUCUGACUUCAAAUGAAUGGCACUGAAGCGGUGCUAUCGACUAGAGCCUAGAUUACGAAUUUUUGGCUCGUAGUCGUAUGGUGCGCAGCCGUACGUGUAGUGCAAUACGUAGUACGUACCUAACCCCUACAAACCGGUACAAACACCAUGGAUGACMAUCCUUCAUUUGAUGUGACUGCAUGUCAAGAAUGGACCACCACACGAGGACUAACUUCGUUGGCGCCUACCGUUACCGGUACCUACAGAAUGUUUUUAACCUGGUUACGUACMGUACCUAGCGUAUCACUCCAUCGUACAUACCGUACGUAUGGCACGUGAAGAAAAUUACUCUACGGUACCAGGUACCACCGUUACAAACAGUACAUAGUCCUAAUUUACGUACCGUACGGUAAAGUACGAUACCGUACGAUUACGUUUUUCAUCGAAAGAUACCUCUGUAUUUUUUGGAUCUGAUAAAAGAUUCAUUCUGUG
Molecule: messenger RNA, 5161 nt
Organism: Pseudo-nitzschia multistriata
Lineage: Eukaryota; Bacillariophyta; Bacillariophyceae; Bacillariales; Bacillariaceae
Source: the annotation of a GenBank genome assembly